Messenger RNA from Eurytemora carolleeae, 2139 nucleotides. RefSeq lists its product as uncharacterized. Bases 7 to 2139 code for a protein of 710 amino acids. The transcript has 19 exons. The record is from RefSeq and is a predicted model, not a curated record. NCBI's taxonomy places the organism in Eukaryota, Metazoa, Arthropoda, Copepoda, Calanoida, Temoridae.
ACAAAAAUGUUAAAAACUUCCAAUUUUCUUCAUUUACUUUAUAACAGAUCUCCUUUACGGAUAUUUCCGGUUGGUUGCCGAUACCUAUGUGCCCAACCCCCCUCGGAGACACCAACCCUCCAGCCUCCCUCGGAGUCAGACAAACCUGUAGUCCGGACGAUAAAGAAGAUGCCGGCUAGUCUAAUGAUGUUAAUAAACGAUCCAAGAUUUAAUCAAAAAUGGCCAUCUCCAGCCGCAAUCACUGAACUUACUCUUAAAUGUUCUGAAGCUGGAGUAAGUUUGCUUGAGAUAGAAUCCUACUUGGUUAGGGAGUCUAGGACUGGGAAAAAAGGUGGAAAUCGUUUCUACAGUCGACACAUCUAUGAAAAAUGGACCAAGGCAGUCGCUGAAAAUUCUGCUGACUCAAAUAUUCAAUUAAAUAGAUAUUUUGAUCACAUAGAAACAACUCUACUCAAAAUGGCAGACAAGGUAGAAGUCCCAAUGAAGAGAGCAGAGUAUGUUGUUUGUAUAUGGAGAUUGGUCCUACUCCUGGAGCAAUCUAUCCUACAGAACCUACAGGUCGAUUCUUUCCUUGCUUUUUGUGAAAAGUGCAGAUCAAAGCAUAAUGAUAUAAACAUGUUGGUUUUCCUAACCCUAGUUGAUAUUCAGUUAUCUCAGACUCCCCUUGAAGUUUCUCCUGAAAUAUCUCGUGAGCUGACAAACCUUUUCCAACCCUUCUCCUCUAAACCCAACCUGGAGCUGAAUCCCAGCUUUCCUAGUUCUUUCCAGCUCUGUCAGGCGGAGAAAGGUUUGGUUCAUCUCUGCUCCGGGAGCCUUGACGAUAAUGUCAAAUCUUCAAUCUUACUCAGUUUGUGUUUAUUGAGAUGGAAAAAAUCUAAUUUCUCUGAAAGUCUGGAAUCUCUCUCCGAAGCAACAAAUCUAUAUUUUUCAUCUGUACCUGAACAUUAUUUAAAGAACUCUUUAAACGAAAGUACGGCACGGUUGACCCUUCAGCUGUGUUUAACCUGGAUGGAAAUAUGCCGGUCAUGCUUAGCUCAGAAAAUGAGUCCUGCAAUAGAUUACCUACUUUAUCAAUCAGAAUUUUUUCUCAAAAGUGUUUCUGUCAUAGGUCCUCUUCCUGCGUAUCUAAUUCUCAUUGGUGCAAAACAGAGCUCGAACGUUCCUGAGAAUCUAGUAUCAGACCUGGAAAGCAUGGUUCCGAGAUCCUGGAGAAAUCCCAAGUUUGAAAAAUGUUUCACAGUCGCCACCAUGACACUGGAAACUAAAUCCCUUCUCGUCAACGAAUUCAUCAAGAAUAUAUUUAACGGAAAUAUUGUCGAACAGAAAGUGUUGACGAGUCUAAAUACGGCGAAGAAUGAAUUAAAAACAGACGAAAUUGCAUACAAAAUGAAUAAAACUGAGCCAAAAACUGAGUUGACAGGAGAAAAUUUUACUGUAGAUCUAUCGGACCCUACUCAAAAAGAAAUCCAAGAUGGCCGUCAUGAAAACCUCGAAAACAAUGCCGCGAUGAAUUUAACUCAAUCCGAAAACCGCGAAAUUCAACAGCAAAUGUUCGAUGUUCAAGUGCUUGAGUGUGUUGUUGAAAAUGAUAUUGAAGCUCUUCUAGAUUUAUGUUUGGAGAAAGCUAAGUGUGAUAUGUAUCCCGGAGAAGAAGCUACUCAUGCGAUUAUCCAGCAUAUUACUAAACAUAAAGAUAUAAACAGUUUAAGACUGCUUUACCGAGGAGCUCAGGAAGGAUCUAAGCACUGUUCUCUCUUCUACACAGAGCUCUGUAAUAUCCAGCUCAGAGGGGUCCUGGAUCAAUGGGAGGCUGGGAAGCAUAUUGCUGCCUGGAUAUCUCUAGUUGAGCUCUACAGGUCCAUUCUUUCAGAUAGAACUGAAGCUCGGAUUGGAUUGAACACUUCUGAGAGUUUAGUUCUAAGAUGUCGGAAUAUAUGCAAACUAUUCAUUGAAGAGGGAAUAGAGAUGGGAGAUCAGUUUCUACAUCCUAUAAGAAGUGGAGGACUGCAACUAGCUUCAGAAUAUAGGGAUGUAUUUGUACUGCUAGCAUACUGGGAAUCCCUGUUCUUCUCUCACAAAUUUGAACAGCAGAUGAAGGCUGAGCAGCUCAUGGAGGAUCAGGAGGAGAACUGUGUAUGA